UGUGGUGUGGACAUUCAUUCUCAGGGAGUGAGGUCCGUUUGGCUUGUGCAAGAUUAGUCUCUAGUGACGCGAGGGACUGGCUUCGUGAUGCGGAUACGUGCGCGUGCAUUUUGUCGGCGUUGAGGGAGUUCAGUUCGGAAUUUCGUUCGUGUGCAUCUGUUAAGAGGCUGGGACAGGACUAAAACAAUGCAAAUCCUUAGGCCUUACGAGAGAGUGUUAUUUAUGUGAAUCAGAGUUCAGUAUAGUGUGCCACUUUCACUUAGUUAAGAUUCUCUAGGCCUCUACGCCUACAGUUUAUCAGAAUCGUCGUAUGCUUUCUAUUCCAUAUUCUUGUAGCUUUGAUAGCAUUUGGAAGUUUAUGCAGUAGUAGUUUGACAAGGGGGAGAGUGUAGCUACGUAUGCCUCGACUACCUGUGAAGUUUACUUGAUAUAAGUCUAUUCAAGCCAAGGCAUGAUGAUGCUGCAUUACAAUACUUGUUUUGUAGUGGAAAUGAUCAGCAUAUGUCAGGCAGUAGGCUAAAUCACUGUGGGUCGGUUCUUUUCAAUGCUGUUGGGACCAACUAUAUCAUAUCUGUUGAAUUACUGGAGAAAAUUGGGGAUUCUUUGGUCAAAUGGGGUCUAGAAUCAAACACAGAUUCUUGAGGUUCAAAUUCUAAAAAAGUCGCAGGGUUGUAGUCAACCUUUCCCUAGAUGAUUCUAGGGAUGAUGGGCGCUGUCCUCUUUCCCGAAAUCCAGCCCGACAAGCGUCGAUUUGAACCACAUUGGGCUUCUACGGCUAUUGUUUUGUGGUUGGUUCGUGGAGAUUUUGCGUCACUUAGCAAAUACCCUAAUCUCGACUUUCUCAUGGUAGGGUGAUGUUUAUUGAGACAGAGAACAUCCACAAUCGUCGUGGAAGAAUAUUACUUCCUGAAAGUUCGUGCUUUUAUACUCAAGUGAAGUGCCUGCCCACUUCUGGUUAUCUUGAGGCAGUGACUGGAUGGGAUUGACAGGAGGUAGGGCUGAAUGGGUAACACAUGCAUUGGAGCAGCUGGAUACUUCCAAGGCUUCUCUGCUGCUAUUGCGCUGGGAGGCCGAAGCUUUACAUCGAAUAGCGAAAUAUCGCCCUCUGCGAAGGCAGAUGGCGAUAGACACAAAGCCGGAGGGGACUCUACUGCGACUCAACAAAAGGCACCCCGCCAAAACUACAUCCCUUCUGUAGAAGCUACUGAUCAGCAGGAGUUCAGGGAUGUGAUUGAAGCUAUGAGAAAAGGUAGAGAGAUUGAGCCUGUUCCCGGUCAGAGCUUAACUCACUCUGUUCUGCAACGAAAAACUGAGAAUUUGAGAGACUUGUAUACUUUGGGUAAGAAACUGGGACAAGGCCAAUUUGGCACCACUUACCUGUGCAUUGAGAAGGCUACCAGUAAGGAGUACGCAUGCAAGUCUAUUGCUAAAAGGAAGCUCAUCUCAAAAGAAGAUGUGGAAGAUGUUCGUCGUGAGCUGCAAAUUAUGCAUCAUCUUUCAGGGCAUCCAAACAUUGUCAUGAUUAAAGGGGCAUAUGAAGAUCCUGCUUCAGUUCAUUUAGUGAUGGAGCUUUGUGCAGGUGGUGAGCUCUUUGACCGCAUCAUUCAGAGAGGCCAUUACUCUGAAGCCAAAGCCGCGAUUCUCAUUCGUACCAUAGUGGGUGUGGUCGAGACUUGCCAUUCUCUGGGGGUGAUGCACAGGGAUUUGAAGCCGGAAAACUUCCUGUUUUCUAGCACAAAGGAGGAUGCUGCUUUGAAAACGACUGAUUUUGGAUUGUCUGUGUUUUUCAAGCCGGGGGAAAUUUUUAGGGACGUGGUUGGUAGUCCUUACUAUGUUGCACCUGAGGUAUUGAGGAAAAACUAUGGUCCUGAAGCUGAUGUCUGGAGCGCCGGAGUGAUUCUAUACAUCCUCCUCUGUGGGGUUCCCCCUUUUUGGGCAGAGACUGAGCAGGGAAUUUUUGAACAGGUACUAAAAUCAGAACUCGACUUUGCCACAGAUCCAUGGCCUAAAAUUUCGGAUAGUGCCAAGGACCUGAUUCGCAAAAUGCUCAACCCUGAGGCUUCUAAGAGGAUGAAAGCUCAUCAUGUUUUGUGCCAUCCUUGGAUCUGUGAAGAUGGAGUGGCGCCAGACAGGCCAAUCGAUUCAGCAGUACAGUCUCGGCUCAAACAUUUCUCUGCAAUGAACAAGUUGAAGAAAAUCGCCAUCAGGGUAAUUGCUGAAUCGUUGUCAGAGGAAGAAAUCGCAGGUUUGAAAGAGAUGUUCAAGAUGAUGGACGCUGACAACUCGGGAUCAAUCAGCUAUGAAGAAUUGAAAGAAGGUCUCAAGAAAGUGGGUUCCAUCCUCAAAGAAGAAGAUAUGCGGCAACUAAUGGAUGCUGCUGAUGUUGACGGGAAUGGAACCAUUGACUACGGAGAGUUUCUUGCCGCCACUCUUCACUUAAAUAAAAUUGAACGUGAUGAGAACAUGCUUGCCGCUUUCUCAUAUCUGGAUAAGGACAAAAGUGGAUAUCUGACGGUUGAUGAGGUACAACAUGCCUUAGCUGAGUUCAGAAUGGGAGAUCUAUCUGUGGAUGAACUACUUCGUGAAGUGGAUCAAAACAAUGAUGGUCGAAUUGACUACGCUGAGUUUGUUGCGAUGAUGCGCAAGGGAAACACUGGUGGCGCUGGUCGAUCGUCGUUACGGAACAGCCAGAGCUUAAGCUUAAAUGACGUUUUGAUGGUUGGUUAACCUCGCAUCAAUAGAAAAGUUGACUUGUUACGACUUUAGCGCUUGAGAGUGGCUGUAACAAUCUUAGAAUGCCAGUCGUUUUUGUAGGGGCAAGCAGCUAUCCUUAAGGAAAUAUUGGCCUAGCUUGUAAUGUUGCUUCACAGUAUCUUGAGGUUAAGUUCCCAAAAGUUACUCCUUUCAAUGUGCUUGGUAUGGAAAACCGAUUGCUGGAGAUAUACAAGCUGUUGAUAUUUAUGCGUCA
Molecule: messenger RNA, 2968 nt
Organism: Physcomitrium patens
Lineage: Eukaryota; Viridiplantae; Streptophyta; Bryopsida; Funariales; Funariaceae
Source: RefSeq, a predicted model, not a curated record